Molecule: messenger RNA, 438 nt
Organism: Recurvomyces mirabilis
Lineage: Eukaryota; Fungi; Ascomycota; Dothideomycetes; Mycosphaerellales; Teratosphaeriaceae
Exons: 2
Coding region: 1-438 (145 amino acids)
Source: RefSeq, a predicted model, not a curated record
AUGCCUCGCGCCGUCGCCCCUCCUCCAUCAGGUGAAUUCACCGUCCGCCUAACCAAGCCCUUCAACGGCCAAGCAACAACUGUGAUCGAAGUCAUCGGCGAGCCCAACCGACCAGCAACAGCUCGCUCCAAGACCCUCCAGAACGGCAAAGGUGGUUCGGAGAUCGAGAAAGUCGGCGAUGUCCCAGCCGAGGACGUCAACGAGCUUAUGAGCUUGAUCACUACCCUCCGUGGAUUCCCUUCGCAUCCUGACCAGGACGUUUUCGGUCACGACACAAUCUUGAACUUUGCGACGAUGGAGAUUCAGUGGAGUAAUAAGGAUGAAAAUACGAGCUCGAUUACCGAUAUUGCUGGUGAGCAGAAGGACGAUUACAAAAGGGUGUCCGAUUCUAUCGAGGCACUGGCGAGGACAUUUGCAAAGAAGGACUCUGCUGUGUAG